Phytophthora sojae is the source of this 1599-nucleotide messenger RNA. RefSeq lists its product as hypothetical. The transcript is spliced from 4 exons. The record is from RefSeq and is a predicted model, not a curated record. Bases 1 to 1599 code for a protein of 532 amino acids. Lineage: Eukaryota; Oomycota; Peronosporomycetes; Peronosporales; Peronosporaceae.
AUGACUUUGACGGAGUUGGUGAGCGCUGAGGUGUUCAAGCUGUUGCAGCCGAAGCUUCCCGAGGGGAUCAAGCAGCGCUCGAUCCAGCUAACUAAACGCGACGAGAGCGAUAUCAAGGAGCACGUCAUGAAGGACCUCCGAAGCCUCGUGCACCUGCUCGUAGACAUCAUUGGUAAAACCUACGACGAACUCCCGUACAAGGUCUAUGGAGAUGUGGCAAAGAAGACUGCAAAAAGUCUCUGCUUUGCUUUGAGUAAAAGAAACACUAGCGUCCGACUCCCCAUGGAACUAAGUGAAACCCUGCUCGGAAGACUGGAGUGGGCAUUCACCGAGACUGAAUAUCGUGGCACUGCACCCAAAAGGUUUCGAGCCUACAUGAAGAGAUGCUGGAAGGAAUAUCAGCUCCACCCCGACGACUAUGAAGCCCCUCUGGUACAGAGCUCCGGCUUCGGCAAGAGUCGACUCGUACGUGAAUUAGCACUGACUACGAGCAAAGAGGAGGAAGGAUGCAUGGGAGUACUCUACACAUGUCGUCGUAAGGAAGGAUCAACUGGCUACCCAUUGGAUACACCAACGCUGCAGCAAUGGCUCUUCGGUGCGGACGAAGCUGCGCUGAUCGACCGCCUGGUCACCAUCUACAUCUACGCACAGGAGCAUUGGGACGAUGGUCGAGAUAAGUGGCUCAACCUGUUCACUCUACAGUCUCCAACGAUAGAGCAGAACUUGAGCCUCGACUACAACAACGGUACCAUGUUUGGUGUUGCGUCCAUGCUGCCCCGAUUGGGCGUGCGCCUUCGCGCUUCUUCGCCGCUGGCAUCGCGUUUUGUUGCCGAUUUCAUGGCAGUUCUCGCGUAUACCAAUUGGCAAAAUGACGGCCACGUGGUCAGUUAUGCGUCGGACGCGGUGGUGUCACUUGGCGCCGCGUACGUAUGGCACUCGGUGGAACCAGUAUUCCGUAAGUGCAUUCUACCGCAGCUCAAGAAGUUGCUGCUGAACAAAGACCUUGUCGCUGGUGGUGCUGGAGAGGUGGAGGACAACGCAGUUGCUCGAAAGAAAAUACGAGAAGAAUUUGAGAAAUGGCGAUCGCAAUGGAGCGACUGGCAACUGGGCUUCUCCCACUUCGUGUCGCUGGAACUGGAGCCGAACGAGGACACGCUGUGGUUUUUGCUUGGGCGCUACGCCGCUGGCAUUUUCCCGUGCAAACAGAAUGGGGUCUAUCUGGUGAUUCCGAUGUUCCGGAAGUCGAAGCUGAGAGAGAAGGCAUUGCAUCAAGCGAACUAUGAGUCGGCGGAUGAGGAUGCGAUGGGAGUGUCGAUGAUCUUGAUUCGAGUGGCCGAUGACGAUAACGACGCUAAGCUCGAUGAGCGGACCGCAACCGAGUUGUCGCCUGCGUAUGUGUUUUCUCCUGAAAACCCGCUGCAUCAGAAGUCGUGCAACCAAGUGAUACGCGUCUGUAUGGGUCUGCAAGAAUCCCCGGGAGAAUUUGUUUAUGCCGAUCGUUUACAACGAUUGCGCGUGUUGCAGAUGCACCAACGCAAAGUGCGCUCUCGUAUGCGUUUACGUACUUCACUCGCCCCAUUUCUAACGCAAAAAUCGUAG